AAAAAAGAUGUCUUGCCUAUAGUCAUUGUGGUAGUCUGAAGCUAAGAUGGCGAGAGCUGUUCAUAAAGAGCCAGCUGAGUUCAACAUGGAUUAUGUGAAUCUACCUGACUCUUCAGUAAGAAUGCAAGCUAAUAAAGGAAAUCAGAAACCUGAUGUACCAGAUCCAAUGAGAAAGUUAUUCCGACUAGUCGGUGUUGGCUUUGGACUCCUUUGCAUCCUACAAGCUGCUCUCAAUGUUUCUCUCCGUCUGACACUCUUCAAAAUUGAUACUCAGCCGUCAACGACACACACCAUUUGCAGAAAUGAGACGGACAAUCGGAGACCAUUGAUUGGGCAGUAUAUCCAACUAGGAUGGGUGUAUUUCCAUACUAGUUUGUAUUAUAUUUCUUCCACCAAGAAAACCUGGCAAGAGAGUAGAAAUUUCUGUCAGCUACAAGGCGCAGAUCUGGUGAUUAUAAACACCAAAGAGGAACAGGACUUUACAAGACAGUUUAACAGGCUCACAUGGCUUGGACUUCGCAAUAUAACCAAGAGAAGGAGGUGGACAUGGGUGGAUGGGACUACGCUGACCAAAAGCUACUGGGGGCCUGGAGAACCGAACGGUUUUGAAGGCAAAAUUGAAAACUGUGUGGAGAUACGAUUCUUUGACCUUGAAAACAGCUGGAAUGAUAUACCUUGUGAAGAACAAAACUUUUGGCUCUGUGAGAAAGAGGCAACCCUGUGAAUAAAACCAAAGCAAGAAAGCUGAAACGGACCUGAAGCUUACUGAGCUCAAAGUCAUGACUUAUAAUCAGUAGAUGUAAAGCUGGUGUAACAGUUUUAUGGCUCUGGAAAAGAGUCUAUGAGAUUUAGACCUUAGUUUUUAGUAAAAUCUUGUUGAAGUUUGUUCACCAAGAGGUUUUUAAAAUGAUCAGAAAGUACAUUUGAACAGUUUUUACUUAAAAAGCUGAAUUAACAUCUCACAGUUUAAACACAUGCAGACACAAACCUACACAUUCCCCUGAACUGAAGAGACUAAAUCAACAGUACAUCUCUACAUUUCUUUUAUCCCAUAUAUUGUUCAACAGCCAUAUAUGUUUAUAACUAUCAAUGCAAAUUAUUGUAAUUUAUUUUCUUAAUCUUAUAACAUUUGUUUUUUUGCUCAUCUUUGCAUUAUAUUGUUUGUCUAAUAUCCACUGUCCUUUAUGUUAGUCUUGGAAUAAAAGAAUCAAAACCAA
Girardinichthys multiradiatus is the source of this 1217-nucleotide messenger RNA. Its product is annotated as CD209 antigen-like protein E. The record is from RefSeq and is a predicted model, not a curated record. Bases 47 to 724 code for a protein of 225 amino acids. Gene Ontology annotation, cellular component: external side of plasma membrane. Gene Ontology annotation, biological process: biological process involved in interspecies interaction between organisms. Gene Ontology annotation, molecular function: carbohydrate binding. The transcript has 6 exons. NCBI's taxonomy places the organism in Eukaryota, Metazoa, Chordata, Actinopteri, Cyprinodontiformes, Goodeidae.